Sinocyclocheilus anshuiensis is the source of this 3121-nucleotide messenger RNA. Its product is annotated as UPF0606 protein KIAA1549L-like. The transcript is spliced from 18 exons. Lineage: Eukaryota; Metazoa; Chordata; Actinopteri; Cypriniformes; Cyprinidae. The record is from RefSeq and is a predicted model, not a curated record. The coding region runs from base 1 to 2742 and encodes 913 amino acids.
AUGUGGCGAAAAGUCCAACACGACGUUCUGAGGUUUGUAGGGCCUGGAGAUGACCUCAAGUCCUGCAGAUUUACUCAGAUGAUGGAGCAGAGACUGGAGAAUGCUUUUGCUGAAGCAGAGGCCAUAUUGAUGAACUCACACAGCGGUCUCACUGUACAGAUCUUGAGCACAUCACAGACUAUGGGUUCUCCUGCUGUAUCUCUGAUAUAUGUGGUGCAUAAUGGCAGUGUCACUCUCAAUGGCACAACUGCCAGUAACCUUCUCAGCCAACUGACUGCUGAGCUUGUCGGUUACUUCCUGUUUUACCCUCCACUGAUCACAGCUGAGCCUCUGGAAUACCACAACCUUAACACAUCUAUAGCAACCAGGCCAUUUUGGAUAAUCACAGUGAUUCAGGAUGUGGAAAACUCCUCUCUAGAAGGACAGUACCACAGUUUUGCUAGUCUGAUGGAGGAGCGGUUGGCUGAGCUCUUCAUGGUAGCUCACCAGCAAGGUGUCCGCUUCAAGCGGGCAACAACAGUGGGCAGUUACACUGUCCAGAUGGUUAGUAUCAGGCGUGUACAUGGGCCAAAAAACCCAGCUGAGAUGACCUACUACGUCCAGCAAAACGGGACCCCACUGCUUGGCACAUCUGCAGCCAAGCUUCUGAACACAGUGGACUCGCAGACCAUGGCGCUCACGCUGGGAUACUUUGUCCAACUGCAGGCUGAAGCUGUAGUGAAGAAUCCACCCAACAACCUGUGGAUCAUCGCUGCAGUGCUAGCACCCAUCGGCGUGGUGACCCUCAUCAUCAUCAUCAUCACCACGGUGCUGUGUCAUAAAAACAAGAGUGAUUUCAAAAGCGAUCCCAUUGGAAACUUCAACCCUCGAGUCAAGACUGCUUACUGGAGAGACGUGGGUUAUUACCCUCAGCAUGUUCAGGGGUUUGACUAUGCCAAGCAGCACCUGGGUCAGCAGGGUGGUGAUGAGGAGACCCUCCCGGUUAUCCAGGAGACUAUGGUUCUGCCCCACCCCAUUCGAGAUGCCCCUCUGUCCCUAGAUAAACCUGCACGCCAAGAUGGAUCCACUUCCAAGAAAAGCCUGAACAGUGAGAUAAGGAAAAGGUUGCCGAGUGAGGAUGGUUCCGUCAUCAGCAGCGAAUCAGUGAAAGAGGUCUCAGGAAAGGGCUUGAGUGUGCAAAAAGCCACAGCACAGCAGAAACUCACGAAGGAAGAGACGAGGAAGAGUAAUGAGCAUUAUGAUAGUUCCUCAGGAUCACUUCAGCUUAUUUCUAUAAAACCAAUGGCAGCUCCACCCACCUACUCGCACCCUGCGUCCUCCGACCGCAGCCAGGACUCUGCUGUAUUCAAUGGAGAGGUGAAUUUGGCUCUGAAACAGAAGUCAGACAUUGAGCACUACAGGAAUAAGCUUAGACUGAAGGCCAAGAAGAAGGGAUACUAUGACUUCCCUUCUGCUGAGGGAAAAGGUAGCACUAAAAACCUGAGUCAGCGACACAAGUACAGCCACGACAAGCUUCCACACCCGCACAGCAGAGCUCAGGAACCGGAAGACGACAGGGGCUCCACAUAUGUGAAGUAUUGCAGGAGUCACCCCACAAAUUGCAGCAGACAGUCUCUAAACAGUCCUGGAGGAACAGAGAUGGAUCUUCUGGUCAUGAGAGAGAGACCCAGAAAGGGGAUCCGUAACAGUGGCUAUGAUACUGAGCCAGAGAUGAUUGAAGAGACUGAUGUUGACCGACUGGCGGGCCGCCAUUAUUUUGGCUGUGGUCGACAAAUCAAAGGUCAAUCUGAGACAUCAACGCUGAGUUCCCAGCCUUCCAUAGAUGAGGUUCGUCAGCAGAUGCAUCUGCUGCUAGAAGAAGCCUUUAGUCUAGCUUCAGCUGGUCACUCCACUUCCAGCAGACACCAUCACUCCCACCAUCAGCAUCCAUCACUGGGUCCCUAUGGCUUGGGUCCAGUCAUCCCGUACUCAGAGGUGGUGACCAGUGCACCGUGCACCACAAGUCAAGGGCAGGGAGGCCUACAGUGGGUGCCAGCCUGUAGACCAGACCCUUACCAGUGCAGCCUGGCCAAACAGGCAUUCAGGUUCACUCAGCUCCCUGAAAUGGCUCUUGGGUCACCUCCACCCCCUGUCCCACCAAGAACAGGCCCUCCUCCUGAGUCAUCACUGCAACGGACAUCUUCUGAUCUUGGUCUGAAGGGUCAUUGCUCUGAGUUGUCAGUGCCGAGUCAGCAUGACAGCGCCCCCUACAAGCCAAAAGGCAGAGCGCCACUCCCACCUGUCACUACUGAGCCCAUUCCCAACCACUCAGGAAACCCCAUGACAGCAGUGUACGCCAUCCCAGCCACUCAUCCAGAAUACACUGGAUAUUUCAUCUCCACGCCACCCUCCUCUUACCACAGCCCAUCCUGGAUGUCUUACCCCCCUGAACCCGAGGAUGUGCCUCCUCAGUGGGCCGAAUCUAUGCCCCUACCAGGCUACGCAGAGGCCUUUCCUCACCCUCAUUAUCCUCAGGGCAGCCCUCUCCUGUGGCACCACCGCCAGGCCGCUCAGGGUGGUCCGGACAAUCCACCCUCCUCCUCCACUGCAGUGUCCCAGCAGAGUCUAGCAGAGCCCAGCGAUCCGAUCAGCCCCAACACCCCCCUCAGUAGCCUUUACACUUCAGCCCUAGUCAAAGCCAUCCGUGAUGAGGUGGCCAAACUGGCCAAGAAGCAAGCAGACGUGUUUGAGUUCCAGGUGUAGAACAUUCUGGUGAAUUCAUGGACCAGCUGCACUGAGACUGAACAGUCUGAUACAUUUACGACUUCUGAUUUCACCGGAUUAAAUCAUAUUUCACUGGAUACUUUUUUUUCCUUUCAGUGAAACACCUGUCUGCUUUUAAUACAGUUUUUGUGUGGUUCUUUUUGCCAUUGUACUAUAACAUUGAUAUGUAAUUAAACAUUUUCUUUAUUGUAGUAUAACAUUAAUAUGUAUUUAAAGUUUUUAUUUAAUGGGACAAUAUGGAAAUCUACAAUGUUCUCGUUUUAGCUGUAUUUUAUGAAAACUGGCAUGGUAAUCAAAAGGAUAGUCCACCUACAAAUUUUAAUUCUGUCAUUAAUUACACCCCCUCAUGUUGUUCAAA